Molecule: messenger RNA, 2527 nt
Organism: Lineus longissimus
Lineage: Eukaryota; Metazoa; Nemertea; Pilidiophora; Heteronemertea; Lineidae
Product: mitogen-activated protein kinase kinase kinase 7-like
Exons: 13
Coding region: 92-2263 (723 amino acids)
Biological process (GO): protein phosphorylation; JNK cascade; positive regulation of canonical NF-kappaB signal transduction
Molecular function (GO): magnesium ion binding; MAP kinase kinase kinase activity; ATP binding
Source: RefSeq, a predicted model, not a curated record
UUUCAAGGAACAAGACCUCAAAAUAUUGAUUUUUCUGUUUGUUUGCCUUGUUAUUUGCACUACUAUGUCAUGUAUGUGAUCUGCCUUCAAUAUGGCUACACCUCCUGCCUUUGCAGAGGAAAUUGACUUUAAAGAAUUGCAGUUCAUUGAGGUUGUUGGCCGUGGAGCUUUUGGUGUGGUCAGUCGUGCAAGAUGGAGAAACAAAGAAGUGGCCGUCAAGCUUAUCGAAACAGAAAACGAAAAGAAAGCAUUCAUCACAGAACUCAAGCAGUUGUCGAGGGUGAACCACCCAAACAUUGUUAGACUGUAUGGAGCAUGUACAACACAGCCUGUGUGUCUUGUCAUGGAGUAUGCAGAGGGUGGAUCCCUGUAUAACGUCCUCCAUGGGACUGGUCCACAACCUGAGUAUACUUCAGGACAUGCCAUGAGCUGGUGCUUACAGUGUGCAAGGGGUGUCGACUACCUCCAUAGCAUGAAGCCUAAAGCACUGAUACACAGGGACCUCAAACCACCAAAUUUGUUGCUCAUAAUGGGUGGGACCGUGCUAAAGAUCUGUGAUUUUGGUACAGCAUGUGAUAUCCAGACACACAUGACUAAUAAUAAAGGCAGUGCUGCUUGGAUGGCACCUGAAGUGUUCGAGGGAUGCAACUACAGUGAGAAGUGUGAUGUGUUCAGCUUUGGGAUCAUCCUCUGGGAGGUGAUAACGAGGAGGAAGCCAUUUAAUGAGAUUGGUGGACCUGCCUUUAGGAUCAUGUGGGCUGUGCAUAAUGGUACAAGACCUCCACCAAUACAAGGCAUUCCAAAACCUAUUGAACUUCUAAUGACGCGGUGCUGGUCAUCAAAUUCUGUUGAGAGACCCUCCAUGUCAGAGGUGCUGCGAAUUAUGUCACAUCUCUUUCAGUUUUUCAAAGGUGGUGAUCAGCCAUUGGUGUACCCACCAAGUCCCAAAGUGGAUGAAGAAACAGUUGAUGGCAACAGAGCAGCUGGCAAUGUGACACUGGAUACUGGCAACGCAACAGCCUCGUACAGAUCUAUCGCAUUUGCUGAUCAAAAUGCACGUACAAUCAAUCUAAACAUGUUGACUAACAAAGGCAGUCCGUCUCCAAGGAAAGGAGCUGUGGGUGAGGGAGAUAUCGUGCCUAUGAUCCAACCAACAACACCCACACAACAGCCAGUCGUAGUAGUAGAGGAAAAAACUACAAAUAGAACAAGUGCACCUGCAUCUUUGGCAGCAAGUCGUGAAAGUUUGGAGUCAAGAUCGAGGUCAAGCACGCCCUCUGUGGAACAAUUCAAGAGGUACUCCGCUGACUUGAGUAAACUAGAUGAAGUGGAUAUCAUCCGCCAGGGCGGGGCUUUACAGGCUGCGUCGCACUCGCCUGUCAAAAAACUCACCCACAGGCGGACAGCAUCCGGCACUGUCCUCCCUCAUGUGCUAAUAGACAUGACAGGAAUUGAAGAAAUCUCUUACAAACCUGUUAUCAAACAUCACAGUCCUCCUCCUGUUUCUCCUACGAGAAAAUUUGGCCACAGGAGGACAGGGUCACACAACACUGUCCUUCUACCUUCUCAUGAAGAAAAAAAUAUCUUGAAAGCAGCCCAACGAGGUCACCACCGAGGCGGCUCCCACGAUACUGCAUCCAUCAUCCUCUCAAACACUGACACCAACUCCAGCAGUGGCGUCUCUAGCCAGGGGGUGACACCGACAAGCCCCAGCCACCCUAAUCCACCUAGUACCAUGACCCAUGCUGCUACUGUGCCUCAGCAUCUCAGCAGAGAGUCGUCACCAGCGCGGGGCGGUACCCCUCAUCGUAGUAUUUCAUGGCAGCCUCCGAGUCAACAUCCGAAGGUAUCUCCAUCUGGACAUAGUUAUGAUGUGUCUCAGACUCAGCCUGGUGGGCGAGGGAGUGAUCAAGGCAUGACCAUGAACAGCAUGGGCCUACCCAACAUGAUGGACAGUUCUAUGACGCCCCUGACCCCGAAUCCCAACAACCCAGAGUCUAUGAGCAUAUAUCGCGAUCAUUGUCAGGUGGCUGAGGAGAUCUUACGUGUAAAGGCCGAGAUAGAAUUACUCUCACUCAGAAAGGAUGAGUUGAAGAAUGAACUGACCAUGAAUCACGAGUUCAGCCAGGACAGGAUGAACCAUGAUUACAGCCAGCUGGCUAUUGAAAAUGAGAGUCUGGCGUUGCUUUUCAAUAACUUGAAGAAGCAAGUCGAGCAGCAUCGCCAACAGGCCACCAAGGGCAAGACUUAUGGUGGAAAAUGACGACAGCGUCGGACUCUGAUGCCAAUGCGCUUAAAGAUGCCGCAGAGUCCAGGUUUACCUUGUAAUCCCACGCAGAGUCCGACUAUGACCAACAGCCCCCCAACUUAUCAAGUCAGCGCACCAAAUCCUACAUUCAUAACAGGUCCACCGGUUUUCUCUCAGACAUGUACCAAUGGUCCAGAUUUCUCCCAGGUGAACUCAUCAGUGCCAUUUAAUCCACUGACAACUGGUCCGACUAACUUUUCAUAUCUCCAAAGCCCACCU